Molecule: messenger RNA, 1846 nt
Organism: Ixodes scapularis (black-legged tick)
Lineage: Eukaryota; Metazoa; Arthropoda; Arachnida; Ixodida; Ixodidae
Exons: 5
Coding region: 88-1506 (472 amino acids)
Source: RefSeq, a predicted model, not a curated record
ACAGCGCGGCACCACCGCUUUCAGAGGCUUGCACAACUGCCGCCGCGACGCCCAAACUGCGCCGCAAACGCGCUGUUUAUUGCGAUUAUGAAUUGCUGCGUCGUCGGUUGUACUAAUAGGUACACGUCGUGCCCCGCGGGGACGACGUUGUACAGUUUUUCAACUCGUCCGUGCUUCGUCGGGCAGCGGCAAGAGUGGAUCAGAGCCGUGCGGCGGAAGAAUGCCGACGGAACGGACUGGGAGCCGACCCGGCACUCACGGAUAUGCAGCGUUCAUUUCGUCGGAGGUGCGUCCUCGAAGGAUGUUUCGUCCCCGUCGUAUGCGCCGACGAUAUUCCCCGAAGAGUACCGCAAGCGUUCGGUGCUCCCUGAGGAUAAAUCCGGACGCUACGAAAGAUACAAGAAACGGAGGACAGCUACUGCAGCUCUGCCCCAGACCUCAACGUCGCUGCCAGACUUGCUGCAAGCUGCGCCACCAACAGUGGUGACCGAGGCUCCUGUGGAUCUGCCAGCAUCUCCAGCAUUCGCACCAGAGUUUGGAGAACCUGAAGUCACUGGACAACAUAGUGAAGCUCGUCAUCAGGAAGGUGUGGAGGUAUCAACUCAAACAUCAUGGACAUCAGAGCCCCAGGAUCAGGGUGUGCUGAUGAUAUCCUGCGUCUUCUGGACUGGUGUCUGCGAGGCAUCCACCCAGGUUGCAUACUUAGCGCACAAACGACCGACGACUGCUGAUGUACGUGGGGAGCGAUACUUGGAUCUGGGUAUGGAGAGCAAGCUCCUGCUUUUCCUGGUCAAGAUGAAGCAUGGACUGACCUUCUCUGCCUUGGGUGUAUUGUUUGGUAUCCACCGAACCAGUGCAUCGCGCAUCUUCUACACGAUUCUAGAUGUGCUCUAUGUUAGUACGCAGGGAUGGAUCCAGUGGUUUUCUAGAGAUGUUGUUCAUGCAUCAAUGCCUGCAUCGUUCCGGUCGAAGUAUCCCAAUUGUAGGGUUAUCGUCGACUGCAGUGAAGUCCGGAUUGAGAAACCGAGCAAAGUCUCCGACAGAGUGAACUGCUGGAGUAAUUACAAAAGUGACUUCACGCUCAAAUUUCUUGUUGGCAUCACGCCAUCUGGGUACAUUACAUUUAUUUCAGAUGUUUAUGGCGGAAGGGCAAGUGACACUUACAUCAUAGCAAACUCUCGGCUGGUUAACCUGCUAGAACCAGGUGAUAUGGUUAUGGCCGACAAAGGGUUUCCUCACGUGAAGUGCGACUUGGAGAGUAAAGAUGUGACUCUCGUUAUGCCACCAUUUGCAAGAGCUAAUGAACAGUUCACGGAGGCAGAGAUGAAGGAGACAUACAAGGUUGCAUCUCAUCGAAUUCAUGUUGAGAGAUGUAUCCAGCGGAUUAAGAGUUUUGCAAUCUUGAGCCAAAGGUUGACGCCAGAACUCAAAUGCCACAUAGACAAAAUUCUACAUGUAUGUAGCAUGCUCGCGAACCUGCAAGGUCCCGUCAUUAAGACUCUGUGAGAGUUUCGAACAGAAAUCUGUGCUUCCGAUAAAGUACACAGUGCGCAAAAAGACAAAGACCGACGAAAAGGAAGCAGACAGGAUGAGAGGACGAAAAUUAGCAUUUGUCGUGUUUGUUUCUUUUUCAUCAGUCUUUGUCAUUUUGUACAAUCAGUCUUCGUCGUUUUGCACGCCGUGUAUUUUAUCGUAAGCGUGAACCAACUUGCCCACGUUGCCACUAUGAAUCAGAAAUAAAUGGUCACACACGUUUUAUUUGUGAUAUUUCAACUGGACAUUUGCACUUCGUAUUCCAUACAGAACAAUUUUUCACAUAUCAGCACUACUCUAGCUGAUUUAGAGG